This is a messenger RNA of Knipowitschia caucasica, 1677 nucleotides long. The record is from the annotation of a GenBank genome assembly. Lineage: Eukaryota; Metazoa; Chordata; Actinopteri; Gobiiformes; Gobiidae.
AUGAAGCGUCCCAAGUUAAAGAAAGCGAGUAAGCGGGUGUCAUGCUCAACGCGCUAUAAGAUCCAGAAAAAGGUUCGAGAACACAACAGGAAACUGCGGAAAGAAGCAAAGAAGAAAGGAGUCUCCACGCGGCCGAAGAAGGAUCUGGGCGUUCCCAGCAGCGCCCCCUUCAGAGAGGAAGUGCUGAGAGAAGCUGAGCAGAGGAGACUACAGAUUGAAGAAGAGAAAGAGAAAAGAAAACAGGCUAAAAAAGAUGAGAGAGCGCAGAAACGACAACGAGAGAAGGACUGUGGGGAGACAAAGGAAGAGACCAAGGCAAAGAAGAUUCGAAAGGAUGAAGUUCAGAGAAAACAGAAAGCGUUAGAGAAGAAUUCCAAACAUUACAUUUGUUCCCAGAUAAAUAAGGUGAUUGACAGCUGUGAUGUGGUGGUGGAGGUCCUGGACGCUCGUGACCCUUUGGGCUGUCGCUGUCCACAGCUCGAGGAGAUGGUUCUACAAAAAAACAAGAAACUAAUUUUUUUAUUGAAUAAAAUAGAUCUAGUGCCGAAAGACAACGCAGAGAAGUGGCUCCAGAGUUUGCAGCGGGAGUGUCCUGUUCUGUUGUUCAAAGCCUCCACUCAGAUUCAGGAUAAAACUCUGCAGGAGAAAAGAUCUCGUGUCACUCCCUCUCACGGCCUGUUGGACAGAUCUCGCAGCGCUGCGUGCUUCGGUCACCAGUGUGUGUCAGAUGUUCUGUCCACAUUCUACACGGCGACAGAGCGGGAGGGGAUGCUGAAGGUGGCGCUCGUGGGUUUUCCCAAUGUCGGCAAGAGCAGCGUCAUCAACAGCAUCAAAGGCGUUCUGGCCUGUAACGCCGGCGUGAAGCGGGGAAUCACAAAGUCAAUGCAAGAGGUGCACCUUCAGCGUAGCAUAAACCUGGUGGACAGUCCUGGGAUCGUGGCCUCAGACUCUAAUCCGGCUCCGGCUUUGGCUCUGAGGUCUCUGAGAGUCGAGGAGGGACUGGACUCUGAGCUGCAGGCAGCGAGUACACUGCUACGUCACUGCGACAAGACGCAGGUGAUGCUGCAGUACACAGUCCCAGAUUACAGAAAUCCUCUGGAGUUCCUGACGCUUUUCGCCAAAAAACGUGGAUUUCUGCAGAAAGGGGGAGUGGCCAACACAGAGCAGGCGGCAGCGGCGUUCCUCUCAGACUGGACCGGUGCGAAGAUGAGUUACCACUGCAGACCACCAGAGCACAACAGUCUGCCCUCGUACCUGUCUGAGGAAGCUGUGGCAGCGAUGAGGACCGGCUGGGACCUGAAGAGGAUCAGAGCCGGAAACGAAGAAGCUCUCAGAGAUGUGAAGUUUCCAAAUCCAUCCAGCAGCAUCAGCUUCAGCUCCAGAGGUCCCACUGUGGGCCUCCUGCAUGUGGCUGAGAAUGAGGUGCAGGAGCAGAGAUCCAGAGAGGAGGUGCUGCAAAGAGGUCCUGGUGAGGAGGUGGUGAAGGAGCAAGGUCCUGGUGAGGAGGUGGUGAAGGAGACAGGUCCUGGUGAGGAGGUGGUGAAGGAGCAAGGUCCUGGUGAGGAGGUGAAGGAGCAAGUGGAGACAAAGACACCUGUGAAAAAUGCGGCGGCGAAAGUGGCUUCUCUGUACGUCUCCAACACCGACGGCUACGACUUUAAUGUGGAUUUUAAAUGA